GCUCGAGCUUCACUUUUCUCUCCGUGCGCGAGCUGAACCACCCUUACAGAGAUCUCGGGAUCUGAGCGCGAGCUGUACAGAGAUCUCCGGAUCCGAGGAACUGAAACCUGGAGCUGGAGCCUGAAUGUAGAAAGAGGGCACUGGAUUCCCAGCAGCACGUUUAGGGGACUUUUUGGGGAACGUGCUGAAGCGAACACUGUCUCCGAGUCUUGGAGAAAGUUAAGUUUCUGACUCUGGGAUAUGUUAUCGCUGAUUUGAACCUGAGACUGCAAGCUGUGAAUUGUUUUCAUGAGACGGAACGCAGUGCGCAGAAAACCAUGGUGAAAAACGCGUGGGGAUAAUCAGAAAAAGAGCAAGAGGAUACAAGUUUUGUCUUGAAGAACAAAUCUUUGGGAAGUGUCUAACAUAUCGAACACCAUGGCGUCCAGUUUAACGUGUGCGGGUGUGGUGUGGUCGCUCGUGUCCCUGCUGAGUGCCGUGGCGUGCUGCGUGGGAUUCUUCAUGCCAUACUGGCUGCUCGGAUCUCAGAUGGACAAGCCGGUGUCUUUCGGCACAUUCCGUCGCUGCUCGUACCCGGUGCGUGAUGAGGCCAGGCAGGCCACGGUGAUGCUGGAGCAGUGCGGCCGCUACGCCUCGUUUCAGGGCAUCCCGAGCGUGGAGUGGCGCAUCUGCACGGUGAUCACGGGCACCGGCUGCGGGCUGCUGCUGCUCGUGGCGCUCACGGCGCUGAUGGGAUGCUGCGUGUCCGAGCUGAUCUCGCGCACCGUGGGCCGCGUGGCGGGGGGCGUGCAGUUCGUCGGAGGUCUUCUCAUUGGCUCGGGAUGUGCCCUGUACCCUCUCGGCUGGGACAGUGAGGAGGUCAAACAGACAUGUGACAACCGCUCAGACCAGUUUGAACUGGGCUCGUGUGAAAUUGGCUGGGCGUAUUACUGCACCGGAGCGGGAGCAGCUACAGCCAUGCUGAUCUGCACCUGGCUGGCCUGCUUUGCCGGCAAGAAACAGAAGCAGUACCCAUAUUAGGAGAGAUCCAGACAGCUUUAGCUUUAUCUUCAGCUUUAAGCACAGAGCGAACAGCACAGAGCAGUCAAGGACGAGUGCCUCAGCGUGGACUAUACGGAGCAGAGACGCUCUUUCACCUAAGGCAUGAGCACUUUCUCCAUUCCUCCUUUAUCCGGCUGCUGGAAUCCCUCUCACAGGCUGAUUGCUCACAUGGAAGUAUCUUUUGACAUAAAAUAGACUGAUCACACACAGCAACUGAUGCGCUCUCAUAUCAAACAUGUCUAGAGGACAAAUGUCAGAUAAUCAGAAGGACCGCUUAUCCUUAAUGUCUUCUGUUAAUCCUGAGAGUGCUCUUUUUUCUUUGUUCAGUGUACUAGUGCUAGUAAAAUCUGUCCUAAAUAUAAACAUCCAUCAUUAUUAUGAAUUGUUUAUAUUUACAUUUACACUACGAAAUGCAAUAAUUGUCAUAUUCACCAUACAGUGUUAAAUAAGCAUUAUCAAAAGGUUAAUGUCUAUCAUUUUAUGAUCAUGUAUACUAUGGAUACAGUAUACGCUAUAUUCGUACAUUGUGAUAUACAGUAUAUGCUUCAUAUCGAAACACAUUUUGUGAUAAUGUACAAAACAUGUAUUGUAUCAUCCAUUAUAUGUUGUAAAUAAAAACCUUUUCAUCAACAGAA
Messenger RNA from Hemibagrus wyckioides, 1676 nucleotides. Its product is annotated as LHFPL tetraspan subfamily member 6 protein. The record is from RefSeq and is a predicted model, not a curated record. Bases 418 to 1020 code for a protein of 200 amino acids. Gene Ontology annotation, cellular component: membrane. Lineage: Eukaryota; Metazoa; Chordata; Actinopteri; Siluriformes; Bagridae. The transcript has 4 exons.